This is a messenger RNA of Agelaius phoeniceus (red-winged blackbird), 3661 nucleotides long. NCBI's taxonomy places the organism in Eukaryota, Metazoa, Chordata, Aves, Passeriformes, Icteridae. The record is from RefSeq and is a predicted model, not a curated record.
CCGCCACGCCCGGCACUGGGAGCGAUACUGGGAACACUGGGAACGAUGGUUUUGGGUGUUUGGAAAGAAUGAAGAAAUGUGAAAAGAAGAUCCAGGCCAUGAGGAGCCAGGAGGAUGUGGAGCCCUCAGCCAGGUGUCUUCCCACCAGGGAUCACCAGCACCACAGAUCACCGGGGCUCUGCCCACCGGGGUCACUGGGGAUCAUCCAGCGCGGAUCCUCCCGUGGGGAUGGAGCUGGAGCAGCGCACGGAGCUCUUCCCACACUGGGGGCACUGGCAGGGCUUCCCUCAGUGCUGGCUGCGUUGGUGUUGGGUCAAGGCUGACCUCUGGGAGAAGCUCUUCCCACACCUGGUGCACUUGUAGGGGCUGUGACAUCCCAGGAACAGGGCUGGGAUGGGCUCUGGUGCCUGGGACAUCCCCAGCAGCAGGGCUGGGAUGGGCUCUGGUGCCUGGGACAUCCCCAGCAGCAGCAGGGCUGGCUGUGAUGCUCUCCAGUGCCUGGGCCAUGCCCAGGGGUGCUGCUGGCUGGGGUUGGGUUGGUGCCUGUGCAGUGCCCCGGGCAGGGUCACAGCGGGGCAGCUCUCAGUGUCCCCAGCAGGCCACGCUGUCCAGGGUAGCCAUGCCAGCACUCACUGCGCACUCGGGGCAGGCUGGGCUGGACGGGGCUCGGGGCACAAACGCCGCCCCCGGGGCUGGGCUCUGCCCCUGCCUCUGGGGCCCAGCCCCUGCUGGCAGCGCCUUGGGCAGGGCACGGGGCUGCUGCUGGCCCAGGGGGACAGGCCUUGCCCCCUGCCAGCUGCCCAGGCCCCUCGGGUGCCUGUGCCACAGCCCUGUGCCUCCUGUCCCCGCUACUCCCUGCCACCUCCACUCCCUCCAUCAAAGCCCCACUCAACCUCUGCACUGUGACCUCUGGAAAGAACAAAAGAACAGGAAAGAAAGAAUGAGAGAGGGAAAGGAGAAAGGAAAGGAAAGGAGAAAGGAAAGGAAAGGAGAAAGGAAAGAGGAAAGGAAAGGAGAAAGGAAAGGAGAAAGGAAAGGAGAAAGGAAAGGAAAGGAGAAAGGAAAGGAAAGGAGAAAGGAAAGAGGAAAGGAAAGGAGAAAGGAAAGGAGAAAGGAAAGGAAAGGAGAAAGGAAAGGAAAGAGGAAAGGAAAGGAGAAAGGAAAGGAAAGGAGAAAGGAAAGGAGAAAGGAAAGGAGAAAGGAAAGGAAAGGAGAAAGGAAAGGAGAAAGGAAAGGAGAAAGGAAAGGAAAGGAGAAAGGAAAGGAGAAAGGAAAGGAGAAAGGAAAGGAAAGGAGAAAGGAAAGGAGAAAGGAAAGGAGAAAGGAAAGGAAAGGAGAAAGGAAAGGAGAAAGGAAAGGAGAAAGGAAAGGAAAGGAGAAAGGAAAGGAAAGGAAAGGAAAGGAAAGGAAAGGAAAGGAAAGGAAAGGAAAGGAAAGGAAAGAAAAAGGGUAAAAAGAAAAGAGAAACAUGUAGCCAUUUGGCCCUGCCUGGAUGCCAGGCACCCACCAAAGCUGCUCUCUCACUCCCCUCCAGAGAUGGACAGGAGAAAAAACAGAAUGAAGGCUUCAUGGCUUGAGUUAAGAACUGGGACAGAUCAUUCAGCAAAUGCCAUCAUAGGCAAAACAUUUUUGAAAUUACAGGUAUUAAUUGAAUUUAUUUCUAUCCAGAUCAGGGCAGGAUAGUGAGAAGUAAAAUAAAGCUUAACAAACACCUUCUGCCUGUUCCUCCCUCCUUCCCAGCUCUGCUCCUCCCCCAGUGGUGCAGGCAGACAGGCACUGGGGGCUCUGCUCCGUUCAUCACCCGUUGUUUCUCUGCUGCUCGGGGAGAGGAGUCAUUCCCCUGCUGUGCCAGGGGUCCCUCCUGAGACACUUCUCCAUGAACUUCUGCAGGGUGAGUUCAUCUCACGGACAGCAGCUCUUCACAAACUGCUGCAGUUGCCGCACUCUCCCAUGGGCUCACAAGUCCUGCCAGGACCCUGCUCCAGCGUGGGCUCCUCUCUCCACGGCUUUGCAGGUCCCUGCCAGGUCCCUGCUCCAGCACAGGUUUCUCAUGGGGUCCCAGCCCCUGCUCAGGCACCCCCUGCUCCAGCACGGGCUCCUCCAGGCGCUGCAGGUGCAUCUCUGCUCUCCGGGCCCUCCAUGGGCUGCAGGGGCCCAGCUGCCUCCCCAGGGGCUGCCCAGGGAAUCUCAGGGCAAUCAGCUCCAGCCCCUGGAGCAGCUCCUGCCCCUCCUCCUGCCCUGCCCUGGGGUGUGCAGAGUUGCUCCUCUCACGUGUUCUCACCCUGCUCUUCCCUGCUCACAGUUACACCUACACCAUCACCCAUUUUCCUAAAUCUCUUGCCCCAAAGGUGUUACCGCCAUUUCCAAUUGGCCCAGCCUUGGCCAGCGGCUGGUGCAUCCUGGAGCUGGCUGGAAUUGACUCUGUGGGACACAGAGGAGCAGCUGCUUCCAGCAGCCUCUCACAGAAGGUGCUCCUCGAGCUCCCCUUACCAAAACCUGGCCAUGCAAACCAAGUAUAAGCAUGGUAGGGUUUUUAUUACCAUUAUUAAUUCUUCUUUUUGCUAUUGUCACUAUUAUUGCUAUUAACAUUAUUAUUUUUAUGACUACUAAUAUUUUUAGUAUUUUUGACUCUAUAAGUAGUGGCUAUAGUAGAACUCAAAAGAAAAGUUCUUAAUUGCAAGUAGAAGUUAUAAUUUUGUCAGCCUCUUGCCCUGCCCUGUUCUUUGUCAUUGCUGUGUGUGAAGCUGCUGCUGCCAGGGCUCCCUGUUUCCCUGGUUUGGGAAAUUCCAUGGCAUUGCUCACCUGUCAGAAAGAGAAUGGCUCAUUCCAGUCAAAUGCAUUGCCUGAGCUCUUCUAGUCCCCGUGCUGGAAGCUUGUUUUCUAAGGUUGUUGACUUUCUCAGCUUCUGUUAACGUUUGUGAUUUUAUAACAGAAUGUUCUGGGAUGUGAUUUUGCAAGAUUCUCUAAUCAGAUUUCAGCUUUGCUCUUGGAUUCCUUGAUGGUGUGUGAGAGCUGAAGGCAGCAGUUUGUGUGGGAAGCCUUCAGCGGGAGCUGGGAUUGCCUCAGCAGCAGCUGGCUGUGCCCGUGUGAGCAGAGACACCAGAGAUGCCAUGAACGGAAUGUUGUGCCCGGCGGGAGCCCGCAGUGCCCGGCUGGAGGGAGCUGUGCUGGGAGCUGCAGGUUGUGCCGGGGCCGGGCAGUGGCCGGAGCGAUGGACACUGACCCUGGGCCGGGCAGGGGCUCGGGGCCCUGCGGCGCUGGGCGCUCGGUGCCCGCUCAGAGCGGGGCUGUGCGGGAGCCGGAGCAGCGAGAGAGCCCGGGCCGAGCAUCAGCCCCGGGGCGGGCACGGCUGGGAGGGGGCCCAGCCCGGGGUCCCGCAGAGCCCCCCUGCUCCAGAGCCGCAGCUGCGGCAGCACCGGGGCAGCACCGGCAGCUUUGGGGCACGGAGGAGCCGCGGGCGGGCGUUCCAAGGGCUCCUUCAGGGCAGGAUUUUGUCCCGAUGCGGGGCAAUUCCCGGGGCUGGGCGGGCUGGGGCCGCUGCCGAGCGCCGCCGCCUUUGCCCGGAGCACCCGGGCAGAACUCUCUGCUCGGGGCUCUGAGAAACACGUUCAGUCUCCUGUGAAAAUUCAAAGAGUUUAAUAAAGGACAAGAGGAGACAAGG